AUGGCUGCCGCGGCGGUGGACCCGAUGGUGCUUGGGCUGGGAACGAGCGGAGGUGCGAGCGGGAGCGGAGUGGUAGGAGGCGGUGUUGGGAGAGCAGGAGGAGGGGGUGCUGUGAUGGAAGGGGCGCAGCCGGUGGAUCUCGCCAGGCACCCCUCCGGCAUCGUCCCGGUCCUCCAGAACAUUGUGUCAACUGUUAAUCUGGACUGCAGGUUGGAUCUGAAACAAAUUGCCUUACAGGCCCGUAAUGCAGAGUACAACCCAAAGCGUUUUGCAGCGGUUAUCAUGAGGAUAAGGGACCCCAAGACAACAGCUCUUAUAUUUGCUUCAGGAAAGAUGGUAUGCACUGGAGCAAAGAGUGAAGAACACUCGAAGCUUGCUGCCAGGAAGUAUGCACGAAUUGUCCAAAAGCUUGGCUUCCCAGCUACAUUCAAGGACUUCAAGAUCCAGAACAUUGUCGCCUCAUGUGACGUGAAAUUUCCCAUUCGUCUCGAGGGCCUUGCUUAUUCCCAUGGUGCCUUCUCCAGUUAUGAGCCAGAGCUCUUUCCUGGGUUGAUUUACCGUAUGAAACAGCCAAAGAUUGUCCUCCUUGUAUUUGUCUCUGGAAAGAUUGUUCUCACGGGAGCUAAGGUGCGCGAUGAGAUAUAUGCUGCCUUUGAGAACAUCUACCCGGUGCUAACUGAGUACAGGAAAUCUCAGCAAUGGUAA
Molecule: messenger RNA, 705 nt
Organism: Triticum turgidum subsp. durum (durum wheat)
Lineage: Eukaryota; Viridiplantae; Streptophyta; Magnoliopsida; Poales; Poaceae
Source: the annotation of a GenBank genome assembly